Nilaparvata lugens (brown planthopper) is the source of this 3349-nucleotide messenger RNA. RefSeq lists its product as uncharacterized. Lineage: Eukaryota; Metazoa; Arthropoda; Insecta; Hemiptera; Delphacidae. The transcript is spliced from 3 exons. The record is from RefSeq and is a predicted model, not a curated record. Bases 1075 to 1293 code for a protein of 72 amino acids.
UAUCAACAUAGGCCUAAAUAACGCCUAUUAAUAGAUUGAAUGGAUCUCUUGAGUAAUUUAUAUUGUGUACAGUAGAUAAUUAAAAUAUUUAUAUUGUGUGAUUAAAAUUAGGUAUCUAUUAUAUACUUUGAGAAAGUGUUAAGAUAAAACUCAAAUAAUUGAUUUCAAAUACCGGUAGUUUACCGAUGAGAGUAUUUCAAAUUUAAAUUCAAUGAGAUAAGUUAAAUUGUCAGUAUCUGUGACAUUUGAAGCAAACAAAUAACAAAAGAUUGAAAGAUUAUUUCUAAAUGAUUGGAAUCAAAAUAUGAAUAAUUUAUUUAGAUUUAAUCACAAACCUUAAACUGAAUUAAGUUAUAAAGUUUUGAUAAAUUAAGAGCUAGUAUUAGUAAUAUUAGUGGUGGAUCAAAAGAUGAACAAUUCAACUCUUUUUUAAUAAUUAUUGUUGGAUUAUAGAGUAUGGGUUGAAGCUAGGUACCUUGAAACUCAGAGCUAGUAGAAGAAAAUAGUAGAAAUUAAAAACCCUACUUUCAAAAGUCAAUUGCACGAUUUAUGUCAGUCACUGUUAUUAUUAAACCAAACUAAUAAAAUAAUUGAAUUGUGAAGUGUUAGGUAAUUGUAAUAGGCCUAGUAAUUAUGAAACACAAAACCUGUAAAGUAUGAAAAUAAGAUAGAUAGUUUAUAUACUUAUUGACCUUGAACUGAACAAAUUUCUAAUGUGUGAAAUUAUAAACUGUUGAAAAAGGGCUAUUAUUAUAGAAUAUGUUACCAAUGUAUCCUAUUAGAAUUGAUUAUGAUAAAUCAAUAGUAAAGAAUUUAAUUCUAUGUUAUUAUUGAUAAAUUAUGAUAGGCCUAUAGGUAAAACUCACUGAUUUUAACUAUGAGCUGAAUGGGAAAAAAAUAUAAGGUUCUUUAUAAGCAGAAAGUACUGGCGAAAUGGGCGUACAAUGUAUAAUAUGAGUAAGUAAUAAAAAUAUUGUGCAUUUUUAAACUGAACUUGGUGAGCCUUUGACAACUUGACAAAAACUUGAAAAUAUGUUAAAGUUACUAACCUUGAUAUCGGAGCUAAACAAUUAAAUGGCAGCUGUCCUGAUGAAGAAAAUGGCGACCCAGCGCUAUUCUCAGCGAAAUUGUCUGACUGUGUUUAUUGCAUACAAAGACUUGGGUUGGUUGUGUCAGGACUCUGAUGAGAAGUGUCUCACUCUAUCCAAACAGAACUUCAUUGCGCAACUGAUGAGACAGUUUCAGCGUUUCAUUACAUCAACUAAUCCUCAAUAUCUAGGUGGAAGCAAGUGAGGAGACACAAGCAAGAGCUCUGCUCCUUCUGCGCAGAGUUGUCAACAGUGAUGCCCAGUUCUAUUCUCAGUUUUUCUCGCGAGAACAAGAUGGUGUGCUAGCAUGCCAUCACCAUGCAAAUCGGGCCUCCAUAUUCUCAAGGUUAGACAUGUGUUUCUUCAUAAUUUAUUACUAGCAGACUUUCUGUGAACAUAGACUUGACGCAGUUAUAAACCACAGCGUCCUCUAAUACUGUUCAUCAGAGUAAAUUCUAUCCUGUCUUGUGUCGGCGAGAUAUCUGUGCGAAAACGUUUACCGUAUUGUCUGAUUGGGUUGAAAAGUUUUUAAAAAUUUGGUACUAUGGGAUAUGUUUUUUAAUAACCAAACAAGUAUCCCUAAUAGUCCAGUCAAUAUAGACAUAAGAAAGGGGUGUGCUUGCAAUUUAUAUUGUAGUUCUGAUUUUUUAAUAUAUUAUUAGGGUACAUAAGAGAAGUCCAGAACCGAUAUCUCCAUGCAAAAUUUCCUUGUGCUACAUACAGGGUGGCCCAAACACCUCGUAUUUUCAGCUCAUUUUCCAGUUUUCAGCUAUUUCUGCCAAAUCUCAUGAUCGGACAGAAAAAUUUGCUCUUGCCUUUUUUCUAGAAUAUUAAAUUCUGAAUAAAAUGAGAUCAUUCGGAAACUCUCUAUCUCCAAUGAAUACUGAGUUAUGAUUUUUCAAAAAUGAGUGAAAUUUGAAGAAAAAAUCAAUUUUGAUGAAUAUUAGUUUUUGAUCAACUAUUGUUCUUCCUAUUGUUACCAUUUAGAUGUAUAAUUCAAAAUCACUCUGGGCGUAUAUUUGUGCUCUACAAUCUGAGAUCAGAUAGAGCGCUCUAUCCCAUAUAGAUUUCCAAUAUUUUACCUGCAAUGUUUUCAGAUCAUAUGCCUAUUGUUUUGAAGGUGUUUAGUGAUAAGUUAGAAUUCAAUGAAAAUUUGCUACCGUUAUUACCGAAAUUGACAUGGGGAAAACUAGAUGACAGUGGUUAUGCUGAAAGGCUUGCUGGGGAGAGUUGUAAAAUAGAUUUUCUACCAGGAAACAUAGAUGCAGCAAAUAAUUUAUUGACAAAAUUGAUAGCUGAUUCAGCUAGCGGCUCAAUAUCGCAGAGAGGAAAUAAGAUUGAUGUCAGGAAAAAUGUCUGGUUUGAUAGAGAAUGUGUAAGAUACAGAGAUCGCGUGUUUGCGCUUCUCAAAUUAUUCAGAAGAACGAAUUCCAAGCAAGUGAAGAACGAUUACACGUCAAAGCUAAAGGAAUAUAAGUGGUUAUGUAAGAGAAAGAAAGAAGCUUAUUGGGCCGAAAUUAAGGAAAAACUAAAAACUGUAAGGGAUUCUAAGAAAUUUUGGGAGCUGGCUCGGUUUUUCAGGGAGGGAAAACUUACGCGAAGUGGAAAUAUUAUUCCAGAACAAUGGAUACAGCACUUUAGACAGUUGUAUACACCUGUUAGAAGUAGUGGACAGAUAUCGUGGGUUGAGCCUCUUGUUAUCGACGAUUUAUUAGACAAGCCAAUCGAGAUAACAGAAAUAGAUUUAGCUUUGAAAAAAGCUCGAAACAAUAAAGCACCAGGUGUUGAUAGAAUAACGGCUGAGUUUUUUAAAAAAGCGCCAAUAGAAUUCCGACAGCUAUUGUGCAUGUUUUUUAACCGUAUAUUUCGUUUUCUUGAUGUACCAAUGUCAUUCACAAAGUCUAUAAUAUUUCCAUUGUAUAAGAAAAAUGAUCCCAAUAAUCCUGAGAACUACAGAGCGAUUUCAUUUACUAAUGCAAUUUACAAAAUAUUUUUAAGUGUCUUGUUGACAAGAUUGGAGAAGUGGAUUUAUGGUCGAGAAGUCAUAAGUGAGAAUCAAGCAGGUUUUCGGAAAGGAUACUCCGCAAUUGAUAACAUUUAUAUUCUUUUCAACGUAAUUAAACAUUCUCUAUACAAGCGUAAAAGAUUAUACUGUUUCUUCGUCGAUUAUAAAGCUGCGUUCGAUUCAGUAGAGACAAGCACUCUUUUAUAGACUGGCUGAGAUAGGAGUUUCAAAUAAAUUUGUUAAUUUAAUAAGAGCA